Molecule: messenger RNA, 1569 nt
Organism: Cuscuta campestris
Lineage: Eukaryota; Viridiplantae; Streptophyta; Magnoliopsida; Solanales; Convolvulaceae
Source: the annotation of a GenBank genome assembly
GAGUGCGUUUGAUGUCUCUUUUAAUCAAAAGUUUCUCUUUCGUCUGGAAGAUCUCAAAAAUUUCAGAUCUGAAAUCCCCUCUCCACCGUAAAGCUCGUGACAAUGGACGCCGGUUCGCAAUCCCUUCCAGAGGACAUAAUCAGAAACAUUCUCAGUCGAAUUCCGGCGAAAUCCCUGCUCCGAUUCCAAUGCGUGAGCAAACAGUGGAAGAGUCUCAUCAAAACCCCAUCUUUCAUCGCAGAGCACCUCCGCCAACAGUCCCCCUGUCUUCUUUUCCCAAGGAGAGGAGAAUGUCUGCCUUUUGGGUUGCAUCUGCUCGAUUGCGAGAUGCAGGUCAGACCGGUGCAGGAGCCAUCUUCGGAUUCCGGCAGCACCGUCGUCCGGCGUGCUAGCAUCGUGGGUUCCAGCAAUGGCUUGCUCUGUGUGAGAAUCGUCGCUUCAACGCGAUCUGUUUCGUUCUUCUUGUGGAAUCCAGCCAUUCAGGAGCUCCGGAUGAGUCCCGCACUUUCUGGUUCUGAUAAGGGUCACUCUAAUGUAGGGUUUGGAUUCAGCCCCAUUGUUAAUGAUUACAAGAUAGUGAUUCUUUGGUCUUCGGGUUCUCCUGUGGAAGUGUAUUCGAUAAUCUCAGGCACAUGGAAAGUAGUCGAACCUGAGGUUUCAAAGGGCAUUCGUGUUUGUUCUGUGCUCGUACGGCCAAGUGUGACUGCAAAUGGGGCUAUUUUCUGGCUUGGGAAGAAGGAUGGUGUGGGUGUGAUAGUUUCAUUUGACAUAGCAUUGGAAUUGUUCACAUUCAUUCCAUUGCCCGCUGCUGCAGACCCCCUUUGGUGUUCUAGGCUUGUGAUUUACGAGAACAAACUUGCUCUGUUUAUUAAACGUUCGUUAUCGGACAACUCAAAAUCUGAAUGGAUUGAUUUCUGGGUGAUGGACGAGAGGGACGUGGUAGCAAGCUCAUCAUCAUAUGGCGAGAGAUGGGGUUGGACUAGGAAAUUUAACACCGCCUUUCCUGGCAACGCAUAUCCCCUCAGGAUUUGGAAGAACGGAAUCAUCUGCGCGGUGUAUGAACGUGUUAGUGAGCUAUCAGCACGGGAGGAAACGGAACCGGGAAUUACUCUCUUCAAUGUCACUACUGGUGAACUUGGUACGGUUGUUAUACAUGACUCUUACAAAUGUUUCGAUUAUGUGGAAAGCCUGGUGCCAAUUGGGGGAAAAUGAGUUGUGUGCAAUAUUUAUGUAGGGUGGGUUUUCAAUGUUUUUUAGGGGCCAAGAAGUGAGGUUGAGAAGCUUAUAUAUGGUUUUAUAUUAUGUUGUUAAAAUAAUCCCUUUUCAUUAAAAUGUAUUGUUAAAAUAUUCCAUUUUCAUUUAAAUAUAUUGUUAAAAUAAUCCCUUUUAAUUACUCUUUUAUAUAAUCAAGAGUAUACAUACAUUCUUCAGAUAUUGUAUGACUCCAUUAACUAUGGAACUUAAAAGAGACAUUUUGACCAUUCAUAUUCUUUAUUAUAAGAUUUUUUUUAGACAUUGGAACGCAAAGGUAUAUUUAUCAUGCAACAAAAAUAAAUGGGGACUCAAAGG